Messenger RNA from Erythranthe guttata (spotted monkey flower), 657 nucleotides. Lineage: Eukaryota; Viridiplantae; Streptophyta; Magnoliopsida; Lamiales; Phrymaceae. The record is from RefSeq and is a predicted model, not a curated record.
AUGCUGGGAAGGGACAAACUGGAGAUGGCUACCAUUGUUACGUGGAAACUUUGGGAAAUUCGCAAUCGGAAAUUACAUUGUGAGUUAGCUAUGGAUUUUUCGGAGGUGCUGAGUUGGUGCGACAAUUUCUUGGCGGUGUAUCGGCAACAAUUACAACCUUCUCCCCCGUCAAGUCGUGUAGAACGUACGGAGGUUUGGAUUCCACCGCCGCCAGACUCACAUAAGGUAAAUUUCGAUGCAGCCUUUCCGGUAGGAUCGAACUUUUAUCGCAUUGCUGCUGUGGCUCGUGACUCUCAAGGAAUGUGCAUUAAAUGGGUGACAAAGCGCAUUAGGGGCAGACCUAGCGUGGCCGAUGGUGAGGCGCACGCAGCCAUGCUUGCGGCAGAAUUGGCAGCACGACACACAUGGCGCUCGGUCAUCUUGGAAGGGGACUGCAAGACGAUCAUAGACGCAGCUAACGAGGGCGACUUCCACACAUAUUCCUUCGGCGCCUACUUGGAAGGAAUCUUCAAUCUGUUAACAUCUGUUUCGCAUUUAAAAUUUCAGUUUGUUCGACGUUCUUGUAACCGUCUAGCUCAUUAUUUAGCUUCCUUUGAUUCUUCUGACUGUUGUGAGGGUGACUCUUUACCUCCGCAUUUAGCCGAUUUGGCAUAUUGA